AUGACUCAAGGAGUACCUGAUGUUGAAGAGACUGGAGUCAUCAUAUGUGGCGGUGGCCCGACGGGCACGGUGUUGUCGGCCCUGCUCGGGGCGAUGAAAGUGCCCAACAUCGUCCUGGAAAGGGAGAAGGACAUCACCACCGACCCUCGGGGCAUCGCCCUGGACGAAGAUGGAAUCCGUAUACUGCAAUCGAUUGGAAUCUACGACAAGAUAUACACAGAAAUUGGGACGUGUAUGGAGAUAUUCAACUUCGUCACUGGCAGCGAGCCGAAUCUAUACAAAAAGCCCCUCCUCACGAUGGACUACACGACGACGGAAGGUGGUACGGGCCAUGUCGGGUUUAUAUGUCACAAGCAGCCAGCAAUGGAACGGGCGAUUCGAGACCAGAUCCACCGAAUCCCUUUCUCGGAAAUCCGGCCCGAGUCUACGGUGGUCGGGGUAUCAGAGGAUUGCGAGAGAGUAACCGUUGAAUACAAGAACGCGCAGGGAGAGACUCGAAAAUUGACGGCACCGUUCUUGGUGGGAGCAGACGGGAAGACGGGCUACGUCAGGAAGUGCUACCUCGAGCCGAAAGGCGUCAUCAUGGAACGAUGCAAAGAGUCGGACUACGAGGAAACCUGGGUGGCAUUGAACUGGCAAAUUUCUUUACCCACGGAGAAGACUCACCCCGACUUCCCCCUCUGGAGGCUCGGGUACACACCCGAACAAGUCUACGACCGGUUCUUCCCUAGACAGUUUCGAUUCCUCUGCAAUCCGAGGCGGCCGUCGGUGUGCGGGAGGUUCGGGCUGCAAUCGGAUCGGCUGUGGCGGUUCGAAUUCGUGGUGCUGGAAGGCGAAGACGGCCACCAGAUGGCCUCGCCCGAGGAAACCAGCAAGAUCAUCUAUCCUUACCUCACCCAUCCCGGCAGCUGGUACGGACUCCCAAAUUCCGUGCGAUUUCCCGAGGACUGCAUCAAGACCUUGAGAUCUCGGCCGUUUUCUUUCGUGGCGCGGAGCUGUAACAAGUGGGCCUUGGGAAGGGUCAUCUUGGCUGGCGAUGCGGCUCAUGUCUUCCCUCCUUUUGGCGGGCAAGGUAUUGCUUCUGGAUUCCGGGAUGCUUCCGCGUUGGCCUGGAGACUGGCGUUGCUCCAUCGGCGACCGGCCACGGAUCACGAAGCUUUGUUGACGGCAUGGUAUUCCGAACGCAAGCAACAGCUCGAACGGUCCCUCGCCGCCACCAUCCAGAACGGGGCGUACGUGACGGAAUCCGACCCCAUCAAGGUCUUCAUCCGCGAAUGGUACAUGUGGGCGGUCCAACUGGUCCCCAGCUGGAGGAAAGAGCUCCAAAAAGGCGCCCGAGCACUGGGGAUGACCCAAUAUCGCUAUAGCCCCGGGCUGGCAUUCGUGGGAGAGAUGGGAGGCGGCCUGCUUCUCCCGCAGAUCUAUGCUUUCAACUUCGCGAGGAACAGGAUCGAGUUCACGGACGACCUCGUCUUUUCUCCUGAUAAAAAGGGCCUGUUCCAGCUGCUUGUCUUGCCCGACACAGCCGGCCAGAUCCGGUCUCUGACAAGAGAUAUCGAGGCCAUCAGCCAACGGUCAGGCAACCUCAUCCUCAUCCUGGGCGAGGAAGCUACCAUCCUCAUUCAGUCCACGGAGGCCUCGAUUUCGGGCGUCGACAUGCCCUUCCAACAGGUGGUGGCCCGAAUUGCAGCGGGCGACGAAUUCGCAGCAGACCCGCUUCUCUGCAAGAACCGUCCUCCCCCUAUCGGCUAUGACGAGCUGCGGCUUUACAAAGAAGUCCAGGGCCGAAAGUAUGUGAUUCUCCGGCCCGAUCGCUUUGUCUUUGCGGCGUGUGAUACACCCGCUGAGUUGAGAGAGGCUGUCAGCAAGCUUCCAAGCGCAUUGCAUUUUUACCAGUAG
Messenger RNA from Fonsecaea erecta, 1899 nucleotides. RefSeq lists its product as hypothetical. Gene Ontology annotation, biological process: 3-(3-hydroxy)phenylpropionate catabolic process. The record is from RefSeq and is a predicted model, not a curated record. Bases 1 to 1899 code for a protein of 632 amino acids. NCBI's taxonomy places the organism in Eukaryota, Fungi, Ascomycota, Eurotiomycetes, Chaetothyriales, Herpotrichiellaceae. The transcript is spliced from 4 exons. Gene Ontology annotation, molecular function: 3-(3-hydroxyphenyl)propionate hydroxylase activity; FAD binding.